Messenger RNA from Salmo salar (Atlantic salmon), 8936 nucleotides. It is a transcript of the gene pcdh7b, whose product is annotated as protocadherin 7b. The record is from RefSeq and is a predicted model, not a curated record. Gene Ontology annotation, cellular component: plasma membrane. Gene Ontology annotation, molecular function: calcium ion binding. Gene Ontology annotation, biological process: homophilic cell-cell adhesion. NCBI's taxonomy places the organism in Eukaryota, Metazoa, Chordata, Actinopteri, Salmoniformes, Salmonidae.
GACUGCAAUAUCAUUUGUGAAUCGCUCUCACAGUGCCGCAGAUAGGGGCUGCAAACGCACGCGGCGCUUAUGCAGGUGAGAAAAGGGCGCUUGGAUUGAGAAUGCGGGACAGUAUGAGGAUUCUCUCGUAGGAAUUUCACAAUAUCUACAUCGGAAUUACAAUUGUCCGUGUUUGUUUCAUUUUUGUUAUUCCCUCAUGGUCAGAGCUUUUGUGCUGGAGAGUUUAUUUUUUAUUUAUUCUUCUCCCUAUUGCCUGUAACUGUGUGAACUAUAAAACACGGACUGCUUGUUUUAAGUGAGUGGAGGUAAAUAAAUCAGAGCGCUCGAUUCUGCUUGGAUAGGCAACUGGACACAAUCACUGCUUCUCCGCCGCUUCAAGGUAAGAGGACGAGCCCCUCCGUAAAGUAGGCUACUGUAUCACCACAACUUGGGAAUCUGUGUGGGCAUUUCAUUGCCACUACUCCGUAUUGGACAUAUCUUCGGACGGGGAAAUUAGGAUUUUGACCAUUUACGUCAUUUCUAUAUCAAUCUUGGAAGAUUUUUUUUGUAACUGAAAAGACUUGGACUGAUUUUAAAUUUCAAUUAAAUAAGAUAGCAUUUCUCUUUACAAGCAUAACAUAUUCGGAUUCCUAAUGAAUUCAUGACAUAUGAUAUGACCGGACUGAACGGACUGUUUCGAUUGUGUUUUGCUCAGUUUUUAUUGAAAGAAGGAAAGAAACAUUAAUUCAGUGGAAAAGGGGGAGAGGAGAGCCCGUGCACUUGCUCUUAUUCAGUGCAGUCGAAGCCGUGUUGGAAGACGUCCGGAGGACGAAGUCUCACACCUCCUGAAAUGGAGGACUUCAAAUAAUCCGAGAACGAAAAUUAUUGUUUUCCAAACACUAUACCAGCAAGUAAACGACAUCCUCAUUUGAUUCAAGGCUUUAAAAUCCAUUCAUUACAUUGCGGGGAACAAUGAGGACUACUGGCGCAGUGGACUAUUUAUGCUACAGUAUACUCAUCCUGCAGCUGCUGAAUCAGCCUGCUGCCAAGCAAGUGCUCCGAUAUCGCUUGGCUGAGGAGGGACCCGCGGAUGUCAGGGUAGGGAACGUAGCCGUGGACCUCGGAAUCGUUGCCGGGUCUGGCGAGGUGACAUUUACCCUCGAGUCCGGAUCUGAUUUUUUCAAAAUAGAUAAUAUAACAGGCGAGCUGACCACCAAUGAACGGCGGAUAGACCGUGAAAAAUUACAGCAGUGCCAAAUGAUAUUUGAUGAAAACGAGUGUUUCAUAGAUUUUGAAGUGUCAGUAAUUGGACCGGCGCAGAGCUGGGUUGACCUGUUCGAGGGGAAAGUCAUUAUUUUAGAUAUAAAUGAUAACACCCCGUCUUUCCCAUCUCCCGUGCUGACCCUAUCGGUGGAGGAGAACAGGCCGAUUGGUACUCUCUAUCUCCUGCCCACGGCCACCGACAGAGAUUUCGGUAGGAACGGAAUUGAGAGAUAUGAGCUUAUUCAAGACAGCGGGGAGAGCUCCAGGCGCCUGGGCUCAAGCUCAGGGGGGCGCGGGGCGGACAGGAGAUUCGACGAGGGGGCAGGCAGGAGCAGCGUCUUUGAACUGCAAGUUGCUGACACAACAGACGGGGAGAAGCAGCCGCAGCUCAUCAUUAAAGGGGCACUGGACAGGGAGCAGAGGGACUCUUAUGAGCUCACCCUGCGUGUUAGGGAUGGAGGCGACCCCCCACGCUCUUCCCAGGCCAUCCUGAGGGUGAUGAUCACUGAUGUGAAUGACAACAGCCCCCGCUUUGAGAAGGCUGUGUAUGAGGCUGACCUGCCGGAGAACAGCUCCCCUGGUGCCCCAAUCCUGCAGCUGAAAGCAGCUGACGCGGACGUUGGGGUGAACGGUCAGAUUGAGUAUGUAUUCGGUGCAGCCACAGAGUCAGUGCGUAGGCUAUUGAGGCUGGAUGAGAGCUCUGGGUGGCUGAGCGUGCUCCAUCGUAUUGACCGAGAGGAGGUGAGCCAACUGCGCUUCACUGUGAUGGCGAGGGACCGAGGCCAGCCGCCCAAAAUGGACAAGGCCACCGUGGUUCUCAACAUCAAGGAUGAGAACGACAACGUGCCAGCCAUCGAGAUUCGUAAGAUCGGACGCAUCUUCCUGAAGGAUGGAGUGGCCAACGUGGCUGAGGAUGUAGUGGUGGACACGCCUAUAGCUUUAGUCCAGGUGUCAGACCGCGACCAGGGCGAGAACGGCAUCGUGACCUGCACUGUGGUGGGUGACGUGCCCUUCCAGCUCAAACCGGCCAGCGAGAUCGAGGGUGAGAUGAAUAAGAAGAAAUACUUCCUCCAUACAUCAGCGCCACUGGACUACGAGGCCACACAGGAGUACAACGUGGUCAUCGUGGCGGUGGACUCAGGAAGCCCUAGCCUGGCCAGUAAUAACUCGCUGAUCGUAAAGGUGGGCGACUUCAACGACAACCCACCCAUCUUUAGCCAGAACGUGGUCGAGGUGUCCUUUCCAGAAAACAAUGCCCCCGGUGAGAGGGUGACCACUGUACAGGCCAUCGAUGCUGAUAGUGGUAAGAACGCGGAAAUCGCCUACUCCCUCGAUUCCUCUGUGAAUGGGAUAUUCUCCAUUAAUGCCGACAACGGGGACAUCAGAGUAAACACCAUUCUGGACAGAGAACAAACAGAGAGGUACCAGUUCAAAGUGAUAGCCAAAGAUAAGGGCAUGCCCAUACUCCAGGGGUCAGCCACUGUGGUAGUCCUAGUGGCUGAUAAGAAUGACAAUGAGCCUAAAUUCAUGCAGGAUGUGUUCACCUUCUACGUCAAAGAGAACCUUACACCCAACAGCCCUGUUGGCAUGGUGACCGUCAUUGACGCCGACAAAGGCCAGAACGCAGAAAUGAGCCUCUUCAUCGAGGAAGAGGAGGAGAUCUUCUCCAUUGAGAACGACACAGGAACCAUUUUCUCCACCAUGUCGUUUGACCGCGAGCAGAAAACCACCUACACUUUCCGGGUCAAGGCUGUGGACAGUGGAGACCCACCCAGAUCAGCCACUGCCACCGUGUCACUCUUCGUGAUGGACGAGAAUGACAACCCGCCGACCGUUACCUUCCCCAUCAAUAGCUCAUACACCCUCCUGCCCCCCUCCAGCAAUGUCAGGACUGUAGUACGAACCGUCAUGGCCACCGAUACCGACACAGGGAUCAACGCUGACCUAAACUACAGUAUCAUCGGGGGCAACCCUUUCAAACUGUUUGAGAUCGACGGGGGCAGCGGGGUCAUCUCACUUGUUGGGAAGCUGGAGCAGAAACACUAUGGCCUCCACAGACUGGUGGUCCAGGUGAACGACAGUGGCCAGCCCUCGCAGAGCACCACCACCCUGGUGCACGUCUAUGUCAACGAGACCCUCUCCAACUCCACUAUCGUUGAGGCCCAGGUGGCUAAGAGCCUGGGCACUCCGCUCAAUACCAACAUCGCCGGUGACCCCAACUACGACCUGGGCAAGCAGCGGCUGAGCAUUGUCAUCGGCGUGGUGUCGGGCAUCAUGACGGUAAUCCUCAUCAUCCUCAUCGUGGUCAUGGCUCGCUACUGCCGCCCCAAGAACAAGAAUGGCUACGAGGCGGGCAAGAAGGACCACGAGGACUUCUUCACCCCUCAGCAGCAUGACAAGGGCAAGAAGCCCAAGAAGAACAAGAAGAACAAACAGCCGUUGUAUAGCAGCAUCGUCACCGUCGAGGCCUCCAAGCCCAAUGGCCAGCGCUACGACGGCGUCAAUGAGAAGCUGUCCGACAGCCCCGGGAUGGGCCGGUACCGCUCCGUCAACGGAGGGCCCGGAAGCCCGGAUUUGGCCCGGCACUACAAGUCCAGCUCGCCACUGCCCACGGUCCAGCUCCACCCCCAGUCGCCCACGGCCGGGAAAAAGCAUCAGGCUGUUCAGGACCUGCCCCCUGCCAACACCUUCGUUGGCACCGGAGAUAACAUUUCCCUUGGAUCUGACCACUGCUCUGAGUACAGCAGUCAAACCAUCAACAAGUACAACAAACAGCCGUUCCGCCGAGUGACCUUCUCGGUGGUGAGCCAACCCCAGGACCCACACCAGCAGGGAUCGCUGCAGAGCUGCUACGACAGCGGGCUGGAGGAGUCGGAGACGCCCAGCAGCAAGAGCUCUUCGGGGGGCCCCAGGCUGGGUGCAUUGCCCCUGCCCGAGGACAGCUACGAGAGGACCACGCCGGAUGGCAGUGUCGGUGAGGCAGAUCAUAUGGAAAAUGACACCCGGACCUUGCCUGACGUAGCCAUGACAGGCAAGUGCACCCGGGAAUGCGACGAGUACGGCCACUCGGACUCCUGCUGGAUGCCUGUGCGCACGUCGCCCGAGCGACGGCCCAAGACGACCACCACCCAACAACCAAAGCUUUCCACCUUCAUGACCAGCGGCGGUAGCGGCAGCAACCCUCCCGAGCAGCAACAACAGCAGCAUCCUGGCAGCCAGGAAGCCCUGGUCGCCAUGGCCAACGGAGACCCCUCCUCUCACGUGAUGCUGGGCAACGACCGCAACCGCAACUUGCUCAAUAAGAAGAUGGCCUCCUCCUCGUCCUCCUACGAAGCCUUCGGCUCGCCCAGCUUCAGCCCGCCGGGGGUCGAGGAGGGGGUGGUGGUGGGUCACCCCAUCGAGGAGAUCCCCCUGGCCCCCACCGGGGAAUACAAACCCUCAUCCUGUGGCACGCUCACCCGCCGGGAGGUCUACCUGUGAGGGGGGCGGUGGAGCUAGCGCCACGGUACGCAUGGUUCUAACAACAAACAACAACAACUAUAGUAGGCAACCACGACGACAACAACUGAAGACACUUUUUACUGUACCAGACCGACCUUAACUGAGUAGACUAGGUCCAAGGAUAACCCUUCUCCAAGACAACAACAAACAUCAAAAACAACAACGUGAAACAAUGCUAAAAUCAACGUGGAUACAAAGAUAAUCCCUUUUUGAAAUUCAGAUUCUGACCUUAUCUUGCAAGAGGAAGAGGAGGAUGGGGCUAUUGGUGGGACUUGAAGCGAGACAUUGGAUAACUGCUGCCGGCCGGCGAGUCGGGCCAAUGGGAACAUUACUGCUGCCUGAUGAUCACCACUGUACAAUUACCAACUCAUUUCCAUAAAACAUGCAUGCAUUAUCUCUCCCUGACCCCACCACCUCCCAAAGACUGUACUGUACAAAAGAGGACAUUCCUUUUUCCCCUAUCUUUUUCUAUAACUUGAGUGUGACAAUGAAACGUCUGACAGAGGACCGAUGUCAUGCCUUUUGGGGACUUAGUGACACUCCCACCCUGAUGCAAAUGUCAUAUACAUUCAGUAAUGUGUCACGUAACACGUCACGUGUCAUGACCCCCCCCCCUCCCCCCGUGCUACCCACUCUUGAUCCCGUCAUUUCAACAGCUUGUGAUAUAAAGUUGCGUUCCUCCAAAACACAACCAAACAACAACAGACUGUGAAAGCUACUAGCAUGGCAUCAUAGAUCAUAACACUUGGGAAAGACUAAGCUUUAACUUUCUGUCCUGUGGAUAAGACGGUGUGUAUCGCCUCAUUCGUGGCAGAAUAUCAUUGACAAAUGGAGGAGUCAAUACGGUUGGCAAUGUCCUAACCAUAGGAUGCAUGAUGAAUGUGUGAUGAACUGAUGUCCAAGUAUGCUGAUAUACGAGUGUGCUCACUUUGUCUCUCUCAUAGACACUAACACAAGUGUACAUUGUACAUAUACAUCGAUUCAGACCCUUUGACCUUUAAAGCUCACUUGUCCCUCUACCUUUCUCUGUCUCUCUUUCUCUGUCUUUGGGUGGCCUGAGAGUUGAAGACUAAAUCCGCCCUUCCAGAUGUAAGUUUCUAUCUAGAGCCAAUCUGAACUGGCUGUCGUUCUUUGCUUGAAUUGUGUAAUAUGUGUACGUGGUUGUGCAUACUGUAUCACCCCCGGAAAAUAUUGAUUCCUGUUCAGAUGAAAGUUAUAAAGCUGAUUAUGGUUUCUCUUGCCCACAUAGACAAGCAGACACAAAGCAACACACAGCAAGCAUGUCAUGGUUACACUUUAGGUGAGUUAGUUGAGGGAAGUGCUGGGUAUGUAAAAGUAAACACGACAGGGUAGGUUGAGCCGGUCUAGUAAAGCUAUGUGGCGAGGCUUUGCCGUGACAUUUAUUUUGUGUUAGCGUGUGUGCUAGAUUGAACAGUACAUGCCAUAUGGUACACGACACUGACACGACACACUAUCUAUCGUAUAAUAGUAAGCAUAGUACACUCUAAGUCCAUGUCCACCUUCCCAUAAAUGGAGAUGUCACUAAUGGCAGAAGUACAUUUUCAUAUUGACACAGACAGACAUCUUUUGAGCACGAAUGUAAGAAUCUGCUCAAUGAAGUACAAUCAAAAAUACCUACUGAUGUACAGUCACAAAAAGGUGUGUGAAAAUACAAUGGUUUAACAUUGUACCUUACAAGUUAGUAUGAGCGAGAAACCAAAACAUAGGGAAUACAAACUGGCAUAUGGAUUCAUAAUUUAUCAGAGAGUAACUACAAUACCACAUAGAAAUAGCUUUCGGUAGUUAUGUUGCUUUAAAUACAUACGUGUAAAUGUAUAGUGAGAGUAUAGGUUGAAUUGAGCAUGGGCACAACAUGUAGGAGAACAUCUGUUCUAGUUUGGACUGACACUUACAACCAUGUGCACACACAUAAUAUGAAGAUAUUGUGCCUCCUUACCCAUCGCAAGUUGUGUUUUUCCGCCGGUACUGUAAGUAGGCACAAGGUCUUGCCGCCAUAACUGAGAAAAAUAAUAUCAGAUGCAAUGGAAACCCUUGUAUAUGUUAGCUAACCCUUUGGUUCAAAACAGCUGCUAUUUGGCAGUCCACCAAUCUGUAGUCUGUAAGUACUACUUGUCGUUCGAAGAAGCGCUCCUAUGCUUAUAAACUGUAUACAUAAAUAUGUACUUUUUACUGCAUGUUUAAAGGGAAUUUACUUCACUUAAUAAGGAGAAAAAAAUGUAAAAGAAAAAUGUACAAAAAAAUUCCUUAACCUGUGAACAUGGAGGUCCAUCUUGUUGCUUGCUUUUGUUAUACCUAACAGACAUUAGCCAUGUAGUACAAUUAAUAAGUAUAUCAGUUUGAGGAGGAAGAAAUGUAUGUUUAUUUAGCAUAUUUCUUUCAUGUUCCAUCAUAUUUUGUUGAUUGUUGGUUUGUUUUGUUCCUUUCAGACACCUUUUCACAGCGUUCCCCAAUUCCAUUGAACAGUAAACCCUACAGUAAACCCUACAGUAAACCCUACAGUGAUAACAUAAAUUCAGUUGAGGUAGUGCUACCCUAUCCUGUGUCAUCACCUGGAAAAGUCUGACGUACAUAAUACAGUGAGACGAUUCGCAACUUUCUACCGGCAUGGCAUUUCUGGUUAAUUUCUCCCUCUUUUUUUUUGGUAUUUGAUAUACAAUAACAAUCAGAACCUUGGAAAUGAUCAUCAUUAUGUAUUUUAUUAGUUUUUUCUCUUUUUCUCUUUUCUGGUGCAACUUUGUAUAUUUAGAGUGCUUCUGUAAAAAAAGAAAAAUGUAAAAAAAAAACUAAACUGUAGAGUGAAUGCAAAAUAUGCAAUUGUGCCUUUUUAUACCGAUUGGUAUGAUUCAAUGUUGGUUUGGAAUGGUACAAAACCAAUUAUGCUGACAUGCUUUCUAAAAGUAGUGGGGAUGAUAUUAUAGUCCAAUUUUAAAUACCUCCUGAGGAACAAUCCAGUUACUUUCUGUCUUCUCGGGAUGUGACCAGUCAAAUGUUUGUAAGCCUGUUGACACAGUGUGGUACAAUGAUGUGGAGUGGCUAUUGGAUGGGUCUCAACGUGGAACGUUCAAGGUAUUAAUAUCCAUUCCUAGCAUAGUGUACUUUCAUAACCAAAUUACUACUUUUUGUACUGCUUAAUACUAGUAAUAAUGAUGACGUAAUGGAAAAAUGAAAUAUCCUAUUGCUACGGUGUUCUGCUGAUGUACAUGUUCAGUGCGACAACCUUAUGUGCAUGCAACAACUCUCCUGGAUUGAACACAUUGAGUGUAGUAGAAGAAACGCUUGGAGACAUUUGACAGUUCAGGACGCGAGGAAGCCAAUAAAUGCUAAAUGCAGAGGUUGGAAAAGUGAGGAGUAAAAAAAUAAAAAAUAAAAAAAAUGCUGCAAGGUCGAGAUGCUGACAGAAUGCACACCUCAGGACAUAAAGCAACCCCUAAAACACAUUUACAACACAUGCAUUACCAAAAAAAACUCAACACAUUCACAAAUUCGACAAAGCAUGGUGCGUUACAACACUGGAAACAAGAAAGAAGUUGUGUAGUGGGUUCUCAUUGUGUUAUACUUUCAGUGAACAUAAAGGAAAUUGCAUGUCUGUGUUUCUAGAAAGACUGAGAAAGUUCUAUAUAGAGAGGUAAGUGUUAAAAUAAGCUUUUUUGAUUGUCAAAAAAUGCAACUCUUUACUCAAACAUUCAAUAGGCUACUUGUGCUUACUUGUAAAUGUACAAUAUUAUCUGAUAGAAAAGAAACAGGGACAAUAUCAAAUGGUUCCUUCCUUGACCUGGUAAUCCACAGAUGAGUCAAGUUUGGUUUUUAGAAGAAAAACAGAAUAAAAUGUAUCAUAUUUUUGCUACCUGAGGUGAAUGUUUAGUCAGAUCUCUCUCCUAUUCGUUGUUGAGCAUUCACAGUCUGUGAUGAGAUUUGUAAUAUUAACUAUAAACUAUUUGUCCUGCGACUUGGAUGUUGAUAUAGAAAUUGAGUAAACAGUUUAUCAUUGUUUAAUUAAGUAUGAGUCACUAUGCACGCAGCUUAGCUGAACAUGGCAAAAUGUAUUGAACGCAAGUCAACUUCUAUUUAUGAAAUAUUUUACAUAAUUUAAUUUGCUUUUGUACAGGUUUCUGUAAAUAAAUUGCUUGUAAUUUUUGUCUCUGCAGAAAUUAAAAUAUAACAUGGUAAAACUA